This is a messenger RNA of Microthlaspi erraticum, 327 nucleotides long. The record is from the annotation of a GenBank genome assembly. NCBI's taxonomy places the organism in Eukaryota, Viridiplantae, Streptophyta, Magnoliopsida, Brassicales, Brassicaceae.
AUGUGUGAUGCAAGUGAUUAUGCAGUAGGAGCAGUACUUGGGCAAAGAAAAGACAAGAAGCUACAUGUGAUCUAUUAUGCCAGCAGAACGCUUGAUGAGGCACAAUGCAAGUAUCUUUUAUCUAAGAAAGAUGCCAAGCCAAGAUUGUUGAGAUGGAUACUACUACUGCAAGAAUUUGAUCUUGAGAUCAAAGAUAGAAGAGGAGCAGAUAAUGGAGUAGCUGAUCACCUUUCAAGGAUGAGAGUUGAAGAAAAUCUACCUCUUGAUGAUAGGCUACCUGAAGAAACAGUUUAUGCAGCUGAAGCAGCAAUAAGCAUGGACAACUAA